This is a messenger RNA of Olea europaea var. sylvestris, 1851 nucleotides long. Its product is annotated as probable aquaporin NIP5-1. Lineage: Eukaryota; Viridiplantae; Streptophyta; Magnoliopsida; Lamiales; Oleaceae. Gene Ontology annotation, cellular component: membrane. Gene Ontology annotation, molecular function: channel activity. The transcript has 4 exons. Bases 626 to 1522 code for a protein of 298 amino acids. The record is from RefSeq and is a predicted model, not a curated record. Gene Ontology annotation, biological process: transmembrane transport.
CUAGCUUGGUACCUCUGUAGCAUUGACUUUUUCUCUCUCCAAUUCCUUGGAAUUUUGUGCUUCCUUACUUAUACUCGUUCAUUCUUCGUCACCAUCGCCUCCAAACUGUUUGUUAUACAAUUAUCUCACACAUUCACUUCAAUUUUUUUGUUUUUGUUUUUUCCUUUCACAUUCCUCCAUUUUCUAUAUCUUGUUCUUCUUCUGUGUUCUGCUUUAUAGUAUCAUAAUAUAUGCAAAUGACAAUAUUAUUUGUGUGCAUAUACAUCUUUUGAUCGUCAUUUUGAUAUAAGCUGGAAUUCUUAGAUUUUCGUAAUCCGUAGCUACAAAUUUAUAAAAAUCGUCGAAAAAUGUAACUACACCCACUUUUCUUCUUCAACCACAAAAAAGAAAGAAAAAAAAUAGUUGAAUUUUUUCAUAUAAUUUUGAUUCGCAAUGCUUUUUGGAUUAUCAUUAUACUGAGUUUUUUCUAUCGAUCUGGGUACGAUUCAGAAGCUCGUGUAGCAAAAGCCCUAAAAAAGCCUGCAAAUCAUGUAAUUUAUAUCCAUAGAACAGUUGCUCGCUGUCUUACUAUUUAAAAAAAAGAAAAAAAAAGAGUUAUUGAUUUGAUUUUUAUAGAUCAAUCGGAAUGCCGGAAUUCGAAGCCGGAACACCGACAUUGUCGGCGCCAGCGACGCCAGGAACGCCGGCGCCACUGAUGUCUUCUCUGCGCAUAGAUUCGCUGUCUUAUGAUCGAAAAUCAAUGGCGCGAUGCAAGUGCCUUCCAGUUGAUGCAUCCACGUGGGGUACACCACAUACCUGCAGCCUCACCGACUUCUCUGUGCCUGACAUCUCUCUUACUCGCAAGCUGGGAGCAGAGUUUGUUGGGACAUUUAUCCUGAUAUUUGCUGCAACGGCCGGACCAAUCGUAAACCAAAAGUACAAUCAAGCUGAAACACUUAUAGGCAAUGCAGCAUGUGCUGGUCUUGCCGUUAUGAUAGUGAUUUUAUCUACAGGUCACAUCUCGGGAGCUCAUCUUAACCCGUCUCUCACUAUUGCCUUUGCUGCACUUCGCCAUUUCCCGUGGGCUCAUGUACCGGCCUACAUAGCAGCGCAGGUUUCGGCCUCCAUUUGUGCUUCUUUUGCACUCAAAGGUGUUUUCCAUCCUUUCAUGUCCGGUGGUGUGACUGUCCCUUCUGUCAGCACCGGCCAGGCUUUCGCUCUUGAAUUUCUUAUAACCUUCAAUCUGCUAUUCGUGGUUACUGCUGUUGCCACUGAUACCCGCGCUGUGGGAGAAUUAGCAGGCAUAGCAGUUGGAGCCACCGUUAUGCUUAAUAUUCUUGUUGCGGGACCAUCGAGUGGUGGCUCAAUGAAUCCUGUCCGAACUUUGGGACCAGCAGUUGCAGCAGGAAAUUACAAGGUGAUAUGGGUAUACCUUCUGGCACCUACACUUGGAGCUCUUGCAGGGGCCGGUAUUUAUACUCUGGUUAAGCUUAAUGGACAAGAGGAAGAAGUCCCACGCCAAGUGAGGAGUUUCCGUCGCUAGACAACCUUGCUAAGGACAGCUGAACUAUGAAAUUUGUGUGAAUAAAGGCGAAGGACGAAAACUUCGCCAGUUUGAAUAAAUUAUGUAUGGUGAUGUACUCAAUUGUAUUGUUGUAUCCAAGCAUUUGAAGGAUGCAAACAUUUGUAUUUUUAUUUCUUUUUCUGUACUUUGACGUAUUUGGAGUCUGACGAGGAAACAGUUUCAUGAUUGUGCAAUAAUAUGUAUGAUCUGGUAAAUUAUUGUCCUCUGAGAACUCUGUACAUUAUACAUGAACUAAACUGUCACCCCAGCAAUGGAGAUAUUGUCUACAUUUGCCGUGUAAUCAGUCA